This is a messenger RNA of Misgurnus anguillicaudatus (oriental weatherfish), 2265 nucleotides long. It is a transcript of the gene cdkn1ba, whose product is annotated as cyclin dependent kinase inhibitor 1Ba. NCBI's taxonomy places the organism in Eukaryota, Metazoa, Chordata, Actinopteri, Cypriniformes, Cobitidae. The record is from RefSeq and is a predicted model, not a curated record. Gene Ontology annotation, cellular component: cytoplasm; nucleus. Gene Ontology annotation, molecular function: protein-folding chaperone binding; cyclin-dependent protein serine/threonine kinase inhibitor activity. Gene Ontology annotation, biological process: G1/S transition of mitotic cell cycle; negative regulation of cyclin-dependent protein serine/threonine kinase activity; negative regulation of mitotic cell cycle.
UUCCUCACAGUUUACUUGCGAUCGCCAUAUUGGGUGCUCGCCUACUCGAAUGACUUGUCUGUUUUUCUUCGGAAUUACUACGAGACGGGGUCGCGGAGCCGCGCGCUGUUUUGACGAGCGCUCGCGAUUACUUCUCUUCCACGCGCUUUCAAGCGGGGCCGUUAUCUUCCUCAGCGCGUUGACGCUUUUUGUUAUGUGAUUAUUACGGUUUUGGGGGCGACUGGUUUUAGUGCAUUCGGCGCGAUCGCAAGUACGAUUCUCGGACUGAGUUUCAUGUGAAAAAAUGUCAAAAGUGCGCGUCUCUAAUGGAAGUCCGCCGCUGGAGAGGGUGGACGCGAGGCAGGCGGAUAACACCAGACCUCCGGUGUGCAGAAAUCUAUUCGGGUCCUCGGAUCGCGAGUUUGAGAGGGAUGCCAAGGAGCAAAUGCGGGAGAUGGAGAAAGCAUCCAAGGAAAGGUGGAAUUUUGAUUUUGCCAAAAACGAACCGCUCUCGUCGGGCAAGUACGAGUGGGUAGAGGUGGACGGUAAAGACCUGCCGGGAUUUUACACCAGACCGCAUCACGUAAAGCGGACUAUAUCUACCGGGACUACCGUGGAUCAUAACGGGAAUCACGAUUAUUUGUUGACAACCAUCUCCGUGGAAAACAGACAGGAGGACUCUGAAACCACAGAGACUGAGUCGGAUUGCCGAACAGCAUUGAGCACACCGAGGAAAAGACCGUCGACGGAGGAUCAGGAUCCUCCUUGCCAAAGUAAAAGACCCAACGUCCAGCCGACAGAGGCAGACCACUGUCCAGACACGACGCCCAGCGAAUCAGACCCAAAAACGUAAACAAGUCUUUAAAGCAAAGAGAUGAAGAAGCCUAUUGUCUCCAUCAAAUACUUCAAGAGCUUUAUGAAGUAAACAGGGACAGCAGUCGAAAAAUAAAAAUUAAGCCCUGGAAAGGCUGUAUAAGCACUGAAUUUUUACACUAAAGUUUUGGCACUCAACAGAAUAUAUUUGCCUCAAAAGCAGACAAUGUAGCAGUGUGCAAUUGGAGUUGCUUCGACUUUGUUGUUUGACUACCUAUGUAUAUACAUACUUUCAAUUUAUAUGUAGCAUAUGUAAUAUUAAAAACACAAUCAUUUAUUAUGGAGUGCGUUUGACUUGAAGAAUUGCUGUGCAGUUUUCAAAACGUCUCCCCACAAAGAUCCCUAAUGAUAUAAAUACACACACACACACACACAUACACACACAAAUACAAUAUCCUUUUAAUUAGUUUAAAUCACAGUCCCAUUGUCUCAGUUUUGCCGCCUCAGGAUGUUAACAGUCAAAAAUACAUUUUAUUCAGUGCUGAAAAGCAGCACAAUUUAAGCCACUUUCAAUUUGCACAGAUUUAUCACUGUCUGAAAAAAAAUGUUUUAGCACCUCAUGUGAUGUGGCUAAAUUGGAAUAAAAAUACGAAUUUUGUUAUUUGCCUUAAAACAUUAGUGAUGUUUUUAGGUACUUAACAUGAAUUUAUCUGCCAAAAUUACGGCACAUUUAUGAUGAGUAAUUUUUCUCUGAAGGGGUUGUGACACCAAGUGUGUAUUAAGGUUUUCACGGUUUUUACAGUAUUAUUAUAUCCCUGGGUUAAUCCACUAUUUUUAUUUUGUUUUAUUUUAAUUUAUUUAAUUUUUUUGGCAUAAUCUUAAGUUGUCAUGAACUACAAAUCCUACUGAUCACACAAACAAAAAAACUAAAAACAUAAAACUGUAAUGACCAAUUAAUUUCCUAAAGUCAAUUGUAUGUAUUUCUAUUAAUUGCUGUGUAGCAUUUUGUUUAUAAAAAUAAUUAUGUAUUUUUUUGUACUUUUUUCUUUUUUUCUUUAACACUGGGCCAUAUAAUUAAGAACAGCAUUAGUCCAUGAAGCCAGUGUCUUGUCACGAUAAAUUUGGCUUUCAUGUUGAACAUGACAUGGCACUAUGACAAAAAUGUAUAAGCCAUCAGCAGGAAAAAAUAAAAUGAAAUAAGACGUUACACUGCAUUUGUGUAAAACUUUGAAGUGUACCUGCUUUGUAAAGAAGAAAAAAGGAAAAAAAACACUGAGGAAAUUAUACUAACUUAUUUAUGUCGAGCUUUUCGUUGUUUAUGACUAUCCAAAGUGGCAUUUGUGCAUUUUCUUUAUGUACUUUUUAUAAGUGGGUUUUUUCACAUUUUGAAAUUUGUGCAAGGUUGCAAACUGAGCCUUUUAAGAAUUUGUGUACUGCUUGUUAAAUGAGACGAUUAAACCAUAAUGAGAUGGA